Entamoeba invadens IP1 is the source of this 870-nucleotide messenger RNA. RefSeq names its product DNA-directed RNA polymerase I and III subunit RPAC1, putative. Gene Ontology annotation, cellular component: RNA polymerase I complex; RNA polymerase III complex. The record is from RefSeq and is a predicted model, not a curated record. The transcript is spliced from 2 exons. Gene Ontology annotation, molecular function: protein dimerization activity; DNA binding. Gene Ontology annotation, biological process: DNA-templated transcription. NCBI's taxonomy places the organism in Eukaryota, Evosea, Mastigamoebida, Endamoebidae. Bases 1 to 870 code for a protein of 289 amino acids.
AUGGAGUGUGAACCGCAUAUUGAAUUUAUUAGUACUACUCCAGAGAAAGUAGUAUUUGACUUAACAAAUGUCGACGUUUCAGUAGCAAAUAGUCUUCGUCGAAUUAUGUUAUCUGAAGUCCCGACUAUGGCGAUUGAAAUGGUAGUGAUGGAAGUCAACACGUCGUGUAUUCCCGAUGAAAUGUUGGCGCACCGCCUUGGUCUUAUUCCCAUCUAUGCGGACCCACGCAAAUUCCAAUUUGCUCCAAAUCGAGCGUUCUUGGAACCAACAGAAGAAAACACACUUGUCUUCCACAUGGACGUCAUAAACAACACAAAAGACAAAACAGCAGUCCACAAAAACGUGUACUCGUCCGAUAUCAUUUGGGAACCACAAGGCGACCAAGAAACUACUUUUCAAAAGGACCCAAUCCGUGUCGUUCUCGGUGACAUCUUAAUUGCUGAACUCGCUCAAGGUCAACAAAUUAAAUGCAAAUUGUACUGCUGCAAAGGUCUCGGUCAAGACCACGCAAAAUUCUCCCCUGUCUGCACUGCGGCUUAUCGUAUGAUGCCAAAAAUUGAGGUCACCGCAGUCGGUAAAAUGGCUAAAGAAAUCAAAGAGUGUUGCCCACUUAAUGUCUAUGACAUCGAAGAUAACGAACUUGUCGUUAAGAACCCUCGUAAUUGUAAGAUGUGCAGAGAGUGUAUCAGAGAUCAAAGACAAGAAUUCGUCAAGUUGGGUCGAGAAGACAGUCAUUUCAUCUUCACCGUCGAAAGUGUUGGUAUUUACCAAGCAAAAGAAAUAUUUGAAGAAGCGCUCUCUGUGUUGAAGGGAAAGGCUCAGAAGUGUCUUGAAGAGCUUAAGAAGAGAAGAGAGGCUCAAACUGACUAA